Messenger RNA from Symbiodinium natans, 1080 nucleotides. The record is from the annotation of a GenBank genome assembly. Lineage: Eukaryota; Dinophyceae; Suessiales; Symbiodiniaceae.
AUGGGAUCUUCGUCGAGCGCGCCGGCGGUGGAAUUUGGAAGCAGUGAUGGGAAGCCGAUCAUGGCAUACACGCUGAGCAAUGGCACCAUGACGGUACGGGUCCUUGACCUGGGUGCCACCAUCUCUUCUGUCCAGGUCCCCGACUCCACGGGCAAGAUCAAGGAGGUUUGUCUGGGUUACGAUGAAGUUGCACCCUACCUUGACUGGACGACCAACCCUUACUUCGGAGCAGUGGCCGGGAGAUGUGCGAACCGCAUCGCCAAAGGCAAGUUCACGCUCGAUGGCCAGGAUUACCAGCUGGCGACGAACAAUGGUCCCAACCAUCUUCAUGGAGGUGACCGUGGUUUUGACAAGACCAUUUGGACGUGCGACGCCUCGGAUGCAACUUCCAUCACGCUUUCCUUGCUCUCGCCCGAUGGUGACGAAGGAUAUCCUGGCAACCUCCGUGCCAGGGUCACCUACUCGUUGCCGACGUCUAGCUCGUUGAAGUUGGAGUAUGAAGCGACAACCGAUGCGCCAACGCUGUGCAACCUGACGAACCACGCAUACUUCAACCUCGCUGAUGGGGGCAAUGGUGUUCAGGAUGUGUGCAAUCAUGAGAUUCAAGUAUUCGCUGACUUCUACACGCCUGUGGAUGAAACGUCCAUUCCGACCGGCGAGGUGCGGAGCGUUUCUGGGGCGAUGGACCUGCGCCAGAAGACUCGGAUCGGCACGCAGAUUCGACGGGCUGACAACGGAAUUGGGUACGACCACAACUACGUCCUGGGCCCACCAAACGAGUCGGGCCUCCGGCCAGCGGCACGGGCCUGGGAGCCCAGCAGCGGCCGCUGGAUAUCCAUGAAGACGAACCAGCCUGGGGUGCAGUUCUACACUGGCAACUACCUGAACGGCUUCGCAGGCCGCGCUGGAAAAGGUGCCUACCACAAGCACCACGGCUUCUGCCUCGAAGCGCAACAAUAUCCGGAUGCAGCCAAUCGGCCGCACUUCCCUUCAGUUGUGUUGCGACCAGGCGAAGUCUACCGACAGACCACUGUCUAUGAGUUUGGCUGCAGCAGUUCUUUUCCACAGGGUCCCAUUUGA